UAGAUGGAGGGGCAUUAGGGGUUUAAUAUUAGUAAUGAGGAGUAGAUGGAGAAAGGAAAAAUGGGAGGCAGGCCCCCAGAAAUAAGGAAGGACUGGGUGACAAACCGGUGGGUGAUAUUCUCACCGGCCAGAGCCAAGCGACCUUCGGACUUCAAAUCCAAAUCACCGGCGACGCCAACCCAACAACAACAAUAUCAACAGUCUUGUCCCUUUUGUCUCGGCAACGAGCACGACUGCGCUCCCGAAAUCUUCCGGGUUCCGCCCGACGACCCCAAAUGGAAACUCCGAGUGAUCCAGAACAUGUACCCGGCGCUGAGCCGUGCUGCGGAUGUCCCCGUCAUCACUGUCCCUGUCCCUGCCCAGGAGGAAUCCUCCUCCUUGGGUCAGGUCAUGACUGGGUUCGGGUUCCACGACGUGGUGAUUGAGACCCCGCUUCACUCUCUUCACCUCUCCGAUCUUUCCCCAACUCAGAUCGCCCAUGUUCUUCUGGCCUAUACCACCAGGAUCCACCACUUGAUCGCUAAUCAUUCCAUCAAAUACGUCCAGGUGUUCAAAAACCAUGGUGCUUCAGCUGGGGCAUCAAUGAGUCACUCUCACAGUCAGAUGAUGGCUCUGCCUAUUGUUCCUCCUGCUGUUGCUGCUCGACUUGACUCUAUGAAGGACUAUUUUAAUCGGACUGGCAAAUGUAGUGUCUGUGAAUUCAACUCGAACGAUCUUUUGAUCCAUGCAUCACCCCAUUUUAUUUCAAUUGUACCUUAUGCUGCUACAUUUCCCUUCGAGAUAUGGAUCAUUCCUCUCACUCACUCUCCUCAUUUCCAUGAACUUGAUGCUGACAAGGCAGUUGACCUUGGGGGGAUCCUGAAACUCAUGCUUCGGAAGAUGGCUUUACAGUUGAAUAAUCCACCAUUUAAUUUCGUGAUUCAGACUUCUCCUCUUCAGGACGGUGCUUCAGAGUUACCUCACUCCCAUUGGUUCUUGCAAAUAAUACCCCAGUUAAGUGUUGCAGCUGGUUUUGAAAUUGGAACUGGCUGCUACAUAAAUCCAGUCUUCCCAGAGGAUGCAGCAAAAGUUUUGAGGGAAGUAAAUGUUUUACCUUUGGAAGGAGAUGAUUAAAAUAAUACGGUAGCAUAGUAAGUACGUCUUAAAAAAUUAAAAAGUAGAAAUAAAAAUUGUGAAAAUAUUCCUACUUUGUGCGUGAAACACCAUUAUCUCACCACUCCACAUACAUGAGUACCUGUUGUGUCCAUUGAUGUGGAUGGAUGUAAUCUCUAUAUCUAUUUCAUUUUUUCAUCUCAACUCCUUCCAUCACUUGCUUUCAUCUUGCCUAUCUUUUGCAUCUGCUUUACCCCACCAUCUGUUUACAUCCCUUCGGCUGCGAAUCUAUAACAAAGUUAUUAAGCAUGUGUUGAAACCAUAGUGUGGUUCAAAGAGCUCUACUCAUCUCCAAUUUUUAAGGAGAAGAUUAGAAGUUUUAUUACAAAUAAAAUUUGGGAGCUGUUAGCCUUU
Rosa chinensis is the source of this 1506-nucleotide messenger RNA. Its product is annotated as ADP-glucose phosphorylase. The transcript is spliced from 3 exons. The record is from RefSeq and is a predicted model, not a curated record. Gene Ontology annotation, biological process: beta-D-galactose catabolic process via UDP-galactose, Leloir pathway. Gene Ontology annotation, molecular function: UDP-glucose:hexose-1-phosphate uridylyltransferase activity; zinc ion binding. Lineage: Eukaryota; Viridiplantae; Streptophyta; Magnoliopsida; Rosales; Rosaceae. The coding region runs from base 46 to 1113 and encodes 355 amino acids.